AUGGAAGUUGUCGGAAAACAAAGAGGAGGGGUCUUUUUUUUACAUGGUUAUGGAGGGACCGGUAAAACUUUCACGUGGAGGACACUAUCAAGUGCACUUCGUUUGAAGAAAAAAAUUGUGCUUGUUGUUGCUUCAAGCGAUAUAGCUUCAUUGUUAUUACCAGGUGGACGAACUGCUCAUUCCAAGUUCAAGAUUCCUGUGCCAACACUUGACAACUCCACUUGCAAUAUUGACAAAAACACUGAACAUUCUCAAUUAUUCGAGGCAACGAACAUGAUAAUAUGGGAUGAAGCACCUAUGGCUCAUAAAAAUUGUUUUGAGGCAUUGGAUAGAACACUUAAAGACUUCAUAACCAAGAAGGGUCUUGGGAAUAAAAUCUUCGGCGGCAAAGUUGUUGUUUUUGGAGGAGACUUCAGACUGAUUCUUCCAGUUGUUCCGAGAGAAGGGUGUUCUGAUAUUAUUCAUGCAUCCAUAUGCUCCUCUUAUAUCUGGGACUAUUUCCAGGUUCUAACACAGACAAAAAACAUGAGACUUCAGCAGGGAAGCGAUAAUACAAGUUCUAAGGAAUUAGCAGAGUUCUCAAAAUGGAUUUUAAAUGUCGGUGAUGGUAAGAUAUCUGAACCAAAUGAUGGAUUGGUGGACAUAAAGAUUCCUCAAGAUUUAUUGAUUACCAAUUAUGCAGAUCCUAUCAAAGCUAUUGUUGAAAAUACAUAUCCCAAUUUGGUUAAUGUAUUCCAAGAUGUUGCAUAUCUACAAGGAAAAGUAAUUCUUGCCCCAACCAUUAAAGUUGUGGAUAAGAUAAAUCAUUAUGUAUUGGACCUUAUACCAGAGGAAGAGUAUCUUAGUUACGAUUCAAUUGAUAGAACUGACACGAGUUAUACCAAAGCUUAUGAAGUGCUAACUCCAGAAUUUCUUAGCAAAUUAAGAACAUCAAGUUUACCAAAUCAUAGAAUCAAAUUGAAAGUUGGUACUCCCAUUAUGCUUAUGAGAAAUUUGGACCAAUCAGAUGGAUUGUGUAAUGGAACAAGAUUGAUUGUCACAAGAUUGGCCAAUCAUGUCAUUGAGGCAAAAAUUAUUUCUGGCAAGAACAUAGGUAACCUUUUUUACAUUCCUCGAAUGUCUAUGUCACCUUCAGAGUCACCGUGGCCAUUUAAGUUGAUUAGGAGACAAUUUCCAAUUAUUGUCUCUUACGCAAUGACAAUUAAUAAGUCUCAAGGCCAAUCUCUUGAUAGUGUUGGUUUGUAUUUGCCUUCUCCCGUGUUUAGUCAUGGACAACUUUAUGUUGCAAUCUCAAGAGUUACUACAAAAAGUGGUCUUAAAAUCUUAAUACACGACAAAGAGAAUGUUCCGUGCUCCACUACCACAAAUGUUGUAUACAAGGAGGUUUUCCAAUCACUUUGUUAG
Messenger RNA from Vicia villosa (hairy vetch), 1404 nucleotides. RefSeq lists its product as uncharacterized. Bases 1 to 1404 code for a protein of 467 amino acids. Gene Ontology annotation, biological process: DNA repair; telomere maintenance. The transcript has 2 exons. Lineage: Eukaryota; Viridiplantae; Streptophyta; Magnoliopsida; Fabales; Fabaceae. The record is from RefSeq and is a predicted model, not a curated record. Gene Ontology annotation, molecular function: DNA helicase activity.